AUGAUGACCACUCCAACUUCCUUUCAAAUCAACAUCCCAGAAUCCUCCAUAAAGUCUCUCCACGACAAACUAAGCCUGGCUACAUUCCCGGACGAGCUCACUGACGCAAAUUGGGAACUCGGUGCCCCUCUCUCGCACGUGAAGCGACUAUCUGAGUACUGGCAUAAUGGCUUCGACUGGCGCGCGCAAGAAGCCAAACUGAACAAAUUGCCGCAAUUCAAAAGUAAAAUUGCCACAGAGAAGUUUGGGGAACUGGACGUCCAUUUUGUGCACGAGAAGAGCAAGGUGGAUGGGGCGAUUCCGUUGUUAUUUGUUCAUGGCUGGCCUGGAAGCUUCAUAGAAGUGACGAAGCUGCUCCCCAUUCUGACGGCAGGUUCGGAGACCCAACCAGCUUUCCACGUCGUUGCGCCGUCUCUCCCAGGGUUUGGGUUCUCUGAUGGCCCCAAAGAGAGAGGAUUCGGCUUAAAGCAACAUGCUGAAACGGUGCACAAUCUUAUGCUCUCUCUGGGCUAUGAUGAAUAUGGUAUGUCCAACUCAAGUAUCCUGUCCCCUUGCUAA
This is a messenger RNA of Pseudogymnoascus destructans, 558 nucleotides long. RefSeq lists its product as uncharacterized. The record is from RefSeq and is a predicted model, not a curated record. Gene Ontology annotation, molecular function: epoxide hydrolase activity. Gene Ontology annotation, biological process: epoxide metabolic process. The coding region runs from base 1 to 558 and encodes 185 amino acids. The transcript has 3 exons. Lineage: Eukaryota; Fungi; Ascomycota; Leotiomycetes; Thelebolales; Thelebolaceae.